AUGUAAAUGCUGUUGAAACAAAUCUGACAUAUAAAAGUCAAAUAACAGUAUAUACAAUUUAAACAAAAUUCCUUUGGUGAUGAAAGUGGAGAUUAUUGACAUUGACUUGGAAAUAUAGCUUUAAUGAAUUCUGGAGGACAGGAGGCAUCUUUCUCAGGGUUGUAGCUAUUUGCCAGAUAGUGUUUUAGUGCUUAAGUUGCAUUGUUUCAUAAGAGAGCCUGAGAGCAAUAUAUCUAUUCAAAAUAAUGAUAACACUAUUUUGGAGACAUUUUUCACUAGAGAGCCUAUCAUAUAAUUGGUAUCAGAUAAUUGGUGCUGUAGGGUUUGGAGUGUUGGUGAAUUUCUAGUAAGUAAUUCUUUUUCAUUUCCCUCAAGGAGGAGCAAGCUUUAAAGAGAAAAAAGUAGCAUGGAAAAAUAAAUUAUGUACUGAUUAGCAGGAGAGAUACCCCAUGUUACCCCACCACCAGAAGAGUCUGGGCAGAGACUGGACUACACCGUGGGAGAAUCUGCAAAAGUGUUGCUGGAACAGACAUAUUUCUAGUUGUAUGAGGUGGCCUGGACAUUAUUCUCGUGCUCCUUACCCAUACUUCAGUAGUAGGCAUUUCUCACUAAAUUGGCGACCACCUUGUUUGUUUGAGUCUAGAGCUCCGUUUCAGUACUGGAACUGGAGACCUGACAGCCUGAGCCAGACUUCUUUGAUUCAUCUCUCUAGUUACAUCAUGAACUCUGAGGGAGAUGAGCCUUCAUCAAAACGAAGAAAACACCAAGGCACAAUACAGCGGCAUUGGGAAUAUAUAUGUAACCAUAAUAAAGAAAACACGAAGAUCCUAGGAGACGAAAAUGUUGACCCCAUAUGUGAAGACAGUGAGAGCAAGUUUGACUUUUCAGUGAUGUCUUAUAAUAUACUGUCACAAGAUUUACUGGAAGACAAUUCACACCUUUAUAAACACUGCCGGCGGCCAGUAUUACACUGGAGUUUUAGGUUUCCCAAUAUUCUGAAAGAAAUUAAACACUUUGAUGCAGAUGUACUUUGUUUGCAAGAAGUUCAAGAAGAUCAUUAUGGAACCGAGAUCAGGCCAAGUUUGGAAUCACUGGGUUAUCACUGUGAAUACAAGAUGCGGACAGGAAGGAAGCCUGACGGCUGUGCCAUUUGCUUCAAACAUUCCAAGUUCUCACUCUUGUCAGUGAACCCCGUGGAAUUCUACCGUCGCGAUGUUCCUCUACUGGACAGAGACAACGUUGGAUUAGUGUUGCUCUUGCAGCCCAAGAUUCCAAGCGCCGCCUCCCCUGCCAUCUGUGUAGCUAACACACAUCUGUUGUAUAACCCGAGGCGAGGUGACAUUAAGCUGACCCAAUUGGCAAUGCUUCUGGCAGAGAUUUCCAGUGUUGCCCAUCAGAAAGAUGGCAGCCUCUGCCCCAUUGUUAUGUGUGGGGACUUCAAUUCUGUUCCUGGUUCUCCACUCUAUAGUUUUAUUAAGGAAGGAAAAUUGAAUUAUGAAGGACUUGCCAUAGGAAAGGUAUCUGGCCAGGAACAGUCUUCACGGGGACAAAGAAUUUUAUCUAUUCCAAUUUGGCCCCCAAACCUAGGUAUCUCACAGAACUGUGUGUAUGAGGUACAGCAGUUACCAAAAGUAGAAAAGCCAGACGGUGAUCUGACACAGACAGAGCCGGACAAGACAGAGGUCCUGGUAACAGCGGAAAAGUUAUCUUCAAAUUUACAGCACCAUUUCAGCUUGUCAUCUGUUUAUUCACAUUAUUUUCCUGACACUGGAAUCCCAGAAGUGACCACCUGUCAUUCCCGAAGUGCCAUAACUGUGGAUUAUAUUUUCUAUUCUGCUGAAAAGGAAGGUGUUGCAGAGCAGCCAGGAGCUGAAGUUACUUUGGUUGGUGGCUUGAAACUUCUAGCCAGACUGUCACUUCUUACAGAAGAAGACUUAUGGACUGUUAAUGGACUUCCAAAUGAAAAUAACUCUUCGGAUCAUCUGCCUUUAUUGGCUAAAUUCAGACUUGAGCUCUGACUUUUGAUUACAUAUAUACUUUGCGUUCCCAUUUGGUUUUUUUUUCCCCCAAAGAGUUCUUAAGAGUUUGCAUGUUUAUUUAUUUUUACGCUAUGAAAUUUCUGAAGAGGUUUAUGUUAAAUGUUUGAAACAGGUAACAGAAGAAACAAGUUUACACUUUUUUUUUUUAAUAAUGAAAAAAUAUUUUCCUGACAAGUGAGAUCUAAAUGCUGUUGAUUGCAAAAAAAAAAGUUGUAAAUAUUUAUUCUAAAUCCCAGUAAAAUUGACAGUGAUUUUUAAAUACGGCUCAACUUCUUUAGUCUUUUAGGAAAGAAUUUCGUGUUUUUAGCAAGCUUUAAGGUGGAUCCAAAAUAUCUUUUGAGUUCUUGCAAACCACAACUCAUUCCCUUGCAGAAGGCCUGAUUUCAUCAAUAGGAUCAUGUCUGUUGAGUCCUAACUCAUUCAUCUCAGAAAUUAUUGGGUUGUUCACAAGUAUCUAACCAUUUUAGUUUGUCUUUGAUGGGGCUUGAUAGUACUUUUUAGAACUGUACAAAUUGCUUAAUCCAUUUUAUUACCAUCCUGAGCCAUGUAAUGUGCCUACAUUUUAUUGGGAAAAUGUAGGUCACCGUAACUAGUGGGAUGAGGUGUUUUGGACAAGCCCACCCUCCAUCCUAUAGUGGACUGUAUAGGAUGCCUAAGAGAGUCAUUCUGGGGUCAUGCCUUGGGUUUCCCUAGUAAUUUUUUUUUUUUUAAUUUAGUUUCAAGAAAAGAUUCUGGAUUGAAGGAAAGAUUUUACUUUACCGAACCAAUCCUGUAGAAAUUUAUUAGGAAACUUGUAUUUGGAACAAAGUGGCAGCUAUAAGAUUCUUUUUAUUUGCCUCAGAAAUAAGAGCAAGCCAGCAGAACUCUAGAGGGGAGAUAUUAACUUGGAGACCUAAGACUCUUUAAUAGUUGAUAUUAACUGUUUUGUUGUGGUUCAACUGUUGUCGUUUCUAUAAUGUUUUGGGUUUCUGUCUUUUUUUAUCAUGAUUCAGCAGUGUGAGAUGGUGCUGGUCUUUUUUAUAAAGUUGGUUAAGAGUGGGUCUGAAAAAUCCUGCAGUUGGCUCUUAAUGAGUGUUUGAAUCAUUUUAAAACCUAAGUGAAAAUUUACUCUUUUCUAGAAUUGGGAUCAAAGAACUAUGUACAUUUUUACUAAGUAAUUUUAUAUUGAAUUAUUCUGAAUUAUAAAAGUUUUUUACAGUGGGUUUUCUGAAUAGAAUGCUUCAUUUUAAAUUAGCAGCAGUAGUUACUUUAUAGGCUCGGACUUUUUCUACUGAAGUAUUUACAACAAUUAUUAAAAAAUAAAUAAACCAGAUAAAUACCCCCCAAAAGUAUGUGGGUUGUAAGGAUUUGCCUAGUAAAAGUUAGUGUUAUAGAAAUACUUCUGUUUAUUGUGUCACUUUUUUUUUUAACUUAACAGUAUUAACCGUAUAGUUCUAGGAUUUUCCACAUUUUGUAGUAACAGUUUUCAAAGUAUUACACGUUCUGAUUAGCAGAUAUUGUCAUCAGCAAAUGGUAACAGCAGAUAGUAUUUUUAUCCCUUUUAGUAUUAGGGAAAGAAAAAUGAAGAUUCAUGGAUAAGUAUGUUGUGUUGUAUGAAUUUGUUAACAACUAACUUUAUAUAUAGGUAUUCUUGAUAAACGAACAUCCCUGAAAACCUCUGAAAACUUAUUUUUUUGUAUCCUGAUUAAUAUAUUGUGAUUUUAGGCCCUUUUCACGUACUUCACUUUGAGUUAAUCCCAUAAAAUUGCUUUCAACUUUAGCUUAUAGAAUGAAGUAGUAGUAUGUGUACUGUAGGCCAAGGAAUCCUUUGUAACUUUCUCACAGGCUUUUAAAGCUCCACUAAAAUUAACUGUCCAUGUGUCUUUACUUUGUUUGAUCAGAAGAGUUAAUAACUGUUGGAGCCUUGUAUUUACCUGCCAUAAGCAAUUAAAUUUGGUUAAUUGCUGAAACCAAAUCUCCCCAUCUCACCUGCUGUGCUAUCCAGGUUUUAAAUGGAAAGGGAUAUAUUGCAGAAUUGCAGUAAUGAAAUUUUGGUUUUACUAUAGCUUUUGAUAUCAGUAGGUGUGUUUGAAAUUGUCUUUUCUGGAAUUUAGCAACUUGUCUGCUCUUAACCCUUUGCUUUCCUAAAAACACUAAGUUAGAGAUCCAGAGUUCAAAGGGUUGGAAAAACAUUCACUUUGUCAAGUCAUUUGCACUUUGUCCAUGUAAGUUACCUAAUAAAUUAUUGUACUAGUA
Messenger RNA from Dama dama (fallow deer), 4274 nucleotides. It is a transcript of the gene ANGEL2, whose product is annotated as angel homolog 2. NCBI's taxonomy places the organism in Eukaryota, Metazoa, Chordata, Mammalia, Artiodactyla, Cervidae. Gene Ontology annotation, biological process: 3'-UTR-mediated mRNA stabilization. The transcript has 9 exons. Bases 450 to 2018 code for a protein of 522 amino acids. The record is from RefSeq and is a predicted model, not a curated record. Gene Ontology annotation, molecular function: 3'-5'-RNA exonuclease activity; mRNA 3'-UTR binding.